UGGCAUUUCCUGCUUGCUAGCCUCCGCUGCACCAGCGCCAUUCUUCGUCGUCUGCUCUGCGUCGCAUGUUUGAAGCCUUCAGGGACGGAUUUCUGGCCAGCUCGGCAGAUCGCACGCGUUCAUAAGUUCGAGAAGUUGAAUCAGUAUUGAGUUCAUGACUGGUGCUGCUCGUGCGAUUCUGGCCAGAUUCCGCCCGUCACUCGCGCUCCUAGCUUCGCGCACGCCUCCCACGUCGAGAGAUCUGUCCGUGGCAUCAGCGUCCGUCUCGCCGUACCUCUCCGUAUCCGCUGCUUCCCCGUACUCCUCUCUUCGCAUGCUGACGUCAGCUGUCAUGUCAGGCGCUCUUUCCACCGCCGCCGCCCCUUCCGCGGCUGCUGUUGCGCCGACCGCAGUCCCGCGCGCGCAUUCCGCCGCUCGUGGAGAGUCUCUCAAGGGGGUUAUACAGAUCCCGAGCGCCGCUCCUCGUGGUUUGCGCGGGGAGCCAUGGCGCGGGCUGCGCAGGCUGACUGGCGGAACCGUUGCGCCAUCAGCGGUGCUUGCGCGGAAGCUGGUCGCUAGCGGUGCGCGGGUUCCGCGCGUGUCGUGCUCCGCAGCGUCUUCUGGAUCCGUCGCCGCCGCUCCCGCCGUUCCGCUAGCGGCGAGCGACGAGGUGGCUGAGCGGCUGGGGUUCGAGGCGGAGCGGCGGGAGCACGUGGCGGAGUACAACGCGGAGGCGACGGUGUACCGCCACCGGCGCACGGGCGCGCAGAUCAUGUCGCUCAGCUGCGCGGACGAAAACAAGGUCUUCGGCAUCACCUUCCGCACGCCCCCCAAGGACAGCACGGGCAUUCCGCACAUUCUGGAGCACUCGGUGCUGUGCGGGUCGCGCAAGUACCCGGUGAAGGAGCCGUUCGUGGAGCUCGCCAAGGGGUCGCUCAACACCUUCCUCAACGCCUUCACCUACCCCGACCGCACCUGCUACCCCGUCGCCUCCACCAACCUCCAGGACUUCUACAACCUGGUGGACGUGUACCUGGACGCCGUGUUCUUCCCCAACUGCGUGCGCGACGAGCGGACGUUCCAGCAGGAGGGGUGGCACUACGAGCUCGACGACCCCAAGGACGACAUCACGUUCAAGGGCGUCGUGUUCAACGAGAUGAAGGGCGUCUACUCGCAGCCCGACUCCGUCUUCAUGCGCGCCGUGCAGCAGGCCCUCUUCCCCGACAACGAGUACGCGGUGGACAGUGGCGGCGACCCCAAGGUGAUCCCGCAGCUGUCGUUCCAACAGUUCCAAGCCUUCCACGCCAACUUCUACCACCCCUCCAAUGCGCGCAUCUGGUUCUACGGGGAUGACGACCCCAACAAGCGACUGGAGAUGAUUGCUGAGUACCUGGACAAGUUCGAUGCCAACCCAGAAGCACCCAAGGAGUCGCAGGUGUCCCCCCAGCCGCUGCUCUCCAAGCCGUGGCGCGUCGUCGACACCUACCCCUCCUCCGCCGACGCUGCCUCCGACUCCUCUGACUCCGAGGGCGAGGAGCAGGAGGACGCAGCAUCAUCAUCGUCUUCAGCAGCAGCGGUGCCGCGGCGCCACAUGACGGCCGUCAACUGGCUGCUGUCUGAGUCUCCCCUCUCCUUAGAGCAGGAGCUCACUCUCGGCUUCCUUGACCACCUGCUGCUCGGCACGCCCGCUGCACCGCUGCGCAAGCGCCUCCUAGAGUCGGGCCUGGGCGAGGCCAUAGUGGGCGGCGGGCUGCAGGACGAGCUGCGACAGCCGGUGUUCUCCAUCGGGCUCAAGGGUGUGGCGGCAGCGGACGUGCCUAAAGUGGAGCUGCUUGUAACGGAGGUGCUGGAGGAGCUCGAGAGGGAUGGGUUUACGGAGCCGGCAGUGGAGGCGGCAGUGAACACGGUGGAGUUCGCUCUGAGGGAGAACAACACGGGGUCGUUCCCGCGGGGCCUGUCCCUCAUGCUGCGCGCCAUGGGCAAGUGGAUUUACGGUGGGGACCCCAUCCAGCCGCUGCGCUUCGAGGGGCCCCUGGCGGAAUUCAAGGAGAAGAUCCGCCAGCCGGGGGGCAUCAAGGCCGUCUUCAGCCCGUUGAUCCGGUCGUACCUGCUAGAUAACCAGCACCGCGUGACAGUCGAGAUGCAGCCAGACCCCACAAAGGCGGAUGCGGACGAGGAGGCGGAGAGGGCGGUGCUGGAGGCGUUCCGGCAGAAGCUGGCGGACUCGGACUUGGAGAAGUUGGUGGAGGCCACCCGGGAGUUGAAGGAGAGGCAGGAGACGCCCGACCCUCCCGAGGCGCUGCGGUGCGUGCCGAGCCUGCAGCUGGAGGACAUCCCGAAGCAGCCGGUGCAGGUGCCGAUUGCGGUGGAGCGAGACGCGUCGGGGGCGACUAUUCUGCGGCACGAGCUGUUCACCAACGACGUGCUGUACCUCGACCUGGCGCUCGACAUGCGCCACGUCCCGGCGCACCUCGUGCCCCUCGUCUCCCUCUUCUGCCAAUCAUUGCUGGAGAUGGGCACCAAGGACAUGGACUUCGUUGACUUGAACCAGCUGAUCGGGCGCAAGACCGGCGGCAUCUCCGUGUUCCCCCUCACGUCCUCCAAGCGCGGCACCAAGGACCCCGUGUCCUACCUCGUGGCCAGGGGCAAGGCCACCUCUGCGCAGGCAGCAGACCUGCUCAACCUGGUGCGCGUGGUGCUGUGCGAGGUGGAGCUCACCGACCAGCAGCGCUUCAAGCAGUUCGUGGCACAGCGCAAGCAGGGCAUGGAGUCCCGCUUCCUGGGCAGCGGGCACAGCAUUGCAGCGUCCCGACUGGACGCCAUGGACAGCGCGGCGGGGUGGGCGAACGAGCAGAUGGGCGGGUUCAGUUACCUGCAGUACCUGCGCGCGCUGGAGAGGCGCGUCGACGAGGACUGGCCAGGUGUCGCCGCCUCAUUGGAGCAGAUCCGCCAGGCCGUGCUCACUGCUGACGGGGCGGUGGUCAACCUCACAGCUGAUGCUGCCACGCUGGACAAGGCUGACGUGGCAGUGAAGGAGCUGCUGGCGUCUCUGCCAGCUCAUCGUGCACAGGUGGCAGGAUCCAGCUGGUCGACUCUGCCAGUCAAGAAUGAAGCAUUCCUGGUCCCCACUCAGGUCAACUAUGUGGGCAAGGCAGUCAACCUGUACGAUGCUGCGGGGUACUCGCUGAGCGGCAGUGCGUACGUGGCGUCCAAGCUGGUGGGCAUGAGCUGGCUGUGGGACCGCGUGCGCGUCAGCGGGGGUGCCUACGGCGGCUUCUGUGACUUCGACUCGCACUCCGGCGUGUUCACCUUCCUGUCGUACCGCGACCCCAACCUGCUGCAAACUCUGGACAACUACGACGGCUCAGUGGAGUUUCUGCGGCAGCUGCAGCUGGACGAGGAUGCGCGCACCAAGGCCAUCAUUGGGACCAUUGGGGACACCGACGCCUACCAGCUGCCCGACGCCAAGGGCUACUCCAGCAUGGUGCGGUACCUGUUGGAUGUGAGUGAGGAGGACAGGCAGAAGAGAAGGGAGGAGAUCCUCACCACCACCAACAAGGAGCUGAAUGAGUUCGCGGACUACCUGCAAGCAGUGAAGGAGAAGGGCACGGUGGUGGUGGUGGCGUCGCCUGGCGACGUGGAGGCAGCCAAUAAGGAGAAGCCAGGGUUCUUGUCCACCAUCAAUGUGCUGUAGAUGUGCAUGUAGUGAUGUGUAGCACUUGUAGAGUACAUAUCUUUAUUGCGCAUGUAUGCAUCUCCUCAGAAUAACACCAUUGGAGUUCGGGUACGAUUGACAUAACUUCCCUUGAUGUGGGAAGGCAGGAAUCACCAGAAAUACUUUUCAAUGAG
This is a messenger RNA of Closterium sp. NIES-67, 3828 nucleotides long. The record is from the annotation of a GenBank genome assembly. Lineage: Eukaryota; Viridiplantae; Streptophyta; Zygnematophyceae; Desmidiales; Closteriaceae.